AUGCGGCCCCAAAACGCUCUUGUCGCCCUCUUCGUCGGGCUCGGCGGACAUGGCGUCCUCGCCGUCCCUACCUUUGGAAUGAUUUGCGAUGCCAUGAACGGCGCCAUGAACCUCGUGGGCGGUGGCAGAUUUGCCCUUCCCUGCGGCGGAAGCGGUGGAAGCGGUGGAAGCAAGGACACGUCGCGGCCCUCUGACGAAGCCAUGGCCGACGCGGCGGAGCAGUGGCGGGCCGACACGGGAAUCGUCUCCAACUUCCUCUCCAACGCCGAGUCGAUGACCCCGCAGGAGAGGCAGGACCAGGGCCAAAUCGCCGCCGACGCUGAAAAAGACGAGCUGGUCCAAAAGGCCGUCCUGGACCGCAUGUUCCUCAACGGGACGGCGGCGGACCGCGACCCUGCCGUGGCGGCGGCCCACGAUAUGCUGGCCAACCAGGGCACUUUCCAGUUUGUCCUGGACGCGCUCAUCCUCUUCUCCAAGAGAGGAUCAAGCUUGACACAGGAUGAGGUGGCCAGCAUGAUCAAGGCGGUGAACCAGGAUAGGUGCACGAAUGUGCUGCCGUCGAUCGAUACUUAUAUUGGGGCGACGCACGCCGUGACUGGGCAGGAAAGAGGAGGGAAGACGGCCGUUCGACCUACCAAUUGCUAA
Messenger RNA from Beauveria bassiana ARSEF 2860, 645 nucleotides. RefSeq lists its product as uncharacterized. NCBI's taxonomy places the organism in Eukaryota, Fungi, Ascomycota, Sordariomycetes, Hypocreales, Cordycipitaceae. The transcript has a single exon. The coding region runs from base 1 to 645 and encodes 214 amino acids. The record is from RefSeq and is a predicted model, not a curated record.